Physella acuta is the source of this 2446-nucleotide messenger RNA. RefSeq lists its product as uncharacterized. Gene Ontology annotation, molecular function: protein binding. NCBI's taxonomy places the organism in Eukaryota, Metazoa, Mollusca, Gastropoda, Physidae. The record is from RefSeq and is a predicted model, not a curated record.
CGUCGGUGCAUCGUUUUGUGCCUUAGCAGAAAGAAAACAGAAUAAAAGUCGCCGCUUUCGAUUUAAGUCGCAUUCGCUUCUUGAAACUUCGACCGGAUUGCUUCUCGCUUCAAAAUAUUGUGGAUUUAAUACAAGUAGCUUGAAGUAACACCUGUUAUAAGAAUAAAGUUAAAUUCUAUACAGAAUAAAUAUUAAAUAACAACUUCUGCAGUCCAGUACCAGAAUUUCACAUUGAUUUAACAAGACACUCGUAGACUUUACAACCUUUGUUAAGCUGAAGUUGAGCUACAGAAAAUGGGACCCGUGCACAUAGUUCUGAUAAUUCAUUUGGCCAUGUUGUCUUAUGGGUACACCACAGCAAGAACUGUGGACCUAGUUGAUUAUGAUGACAACUCACCUGUGCUCUGCCCACCUGAUAAUUAUUUCAACACAGAACAGGAAGCCUGCAUGGUGUGUUCUGAAUGUCCAAUGAACAAAAUCAUCACCAGCCCCUGCCACAGGUUUCAAGACACCAUCUGUGGGCCCUUCUAUGAGCUGCCUGACAUUGAGGUGUCAGCUGAGAAUGAUUCAGUCAGCUCAGAACUGGAUAACCAACAAAUCCAACGCAACGUUCAGAAAUCCGCUGGUCAUAGCGAUGAGACCGUGGAUGCGGAAUCGUCACAGUGGCAUUCGCUUGCAGUUAAUCUGACUCUGCUAAUCUCUGGAUUCGUUAUCAUUAUCGUGGCGAUUAUCGUGGGAGGGGUGUGUUUUGUGAAGAGGAGGUUAAUGAGGGAGAAACAGCUGAGUUGUGAGUACAGCCCCCCACCCGGGAGGGCGGCAGAGCAGGAGUGUUGAUCUGAACUUUGACCUUGUUGAAUUGUGAUGCUGAAGUGAUGGUUACCUCUUGGUAUUUUUGGGGAAUUGCUGCUUCAAUAAGUUCAAUGGUUUUACCUCUUGGUAUUUUUGGGGAAUUGCUGCUUCAAUAAGUUCAAUGGUUUAUAAUUUUUUUUUACACUGGUUUAACUUCUCUAAACUAAUUAGUAAUUACAUUAAUUAAAGUGUGUUGUUUUGAAAUUUGUUUCCUGCAUGUGCUGCAGAAAAGAUCUUACUUUUUAAAAAAAAUUAUGUUUUUUAGUUUACUUCUUGGUGAAGCCAGUCUCACUGUUGUAAGCCUAGAGGUCUUAUAUUGUGGUGUGAGCUUAAGUCUCACUAUUACUUACGUUCACUAGUUCUUUUUAACUUUAGAUAAGAAAAGGGCAUUUCUUUAGUCCAGUUUUAUUUUACAAGUUUCAUUUCUUUUUUUUUUAAACUGUUUAUUUUAUAACAUAAUCUCUUAAUUGUUAAGAUAUUCCUUGUAUUUUUGAAUACCUUAUUGCUUUAGCUCCUGGUAUUUAUCUAAGCUCUGUGUAUAUUAAGCUCCUGGUAGACUGUUUAAAACAGGAAAAAUGUUUUUAGCUCCACAUAUUUUUUACCUUCACUGUGGUAAAUCAGAUGCAAUUAUUCUUUCUUCAAUUUAAAAAAAAAAAAUUUAAUUAUUCAUCAUGCUUUGUCCAUGUGAAAUGGUUCAUAGCAACACAUUUAAAUAAAUUAAACGAGUAUUUUAAAAAGUAUUUGUAAUUUUAAAUUGCUCACAAUUUUAAACACUGCAGGAGAGAAGAAAUAAGUUUCUCACUAUAAAGCUGUGUACUGAAUUUGUAAAUACUUAUGUUUAUAAUCUUUAAGUUAUUAACUAUUUAUUUGGAGAGAAUUAUUAUUUUAUUUUAUAUUUAGAGGGUUUCAACUUAGAAAAGUUUUAGAUUUUAUUUUUCUUUAAUGGAAAUAUUGAUGUGGAUGGGGUGUUGUAGACAAUGAUGUGAAAAAUAGUCAUUGGUAUAAAAUGUGAUAUCAAUUUAUAUGAAAUAAAUGGUGAAUUUUUGACUCUGUGGUGGUAGAUGAGUUCAUGCUUGCGAUGCAUGUGUCUUUAUGUGGUUGGUGUUUGAACAAUUAACGUAAGGUUUGAUAAUGAAGCAAAUGUUUAUUCCUAGUCUGAUAGAUGUGGUGGAUGCUUUCAUGCUUGCAAUAUGUGUGUCUGUAUACGUGAUUGAUGCGUGAAUAAUUAAUGUAAGGUUUGAUAAUGAAUCAAGUGUGUAUUCCUAGUCCGAUAGAUGUGGUAGAUGCUUGCAAUAUGUGUGUCUGUAUAUGUGAUUAAUGAUUGAAUAAUUGACAUAUGGUUUGAUAAUGAAGCAAGUGUGUAUUCCUAGUCUGCGAGAUGUACAAUAUGUAUAUAACACUGUAUACAGUUUUUUCAAAUGAAUAACAUUACCAGUAUUAAGACCUGAGCUAAUCAGGUUUGUUUCAGACCAAGAUCUGGUCUAUCAAAUUCCAUUUUUUUAUUUACUCUUUAUAUUGUUCAUGUUGGCCAAAUAUUUUAAAAUGUUAUGAAUAAUAAACAUGUUUUGUUUUCGAAUGAAAAUAAAGAAUUUUUUAA